Messenger RNA from Acanthosepion pharaonis, 453 nucleotides. The record is from the annotation of a GenBank genome assembly. NCBI's taxonomy places the organism in Eukaryota, Metazoa, Mollusca, Cephalopoda, Sepiida, Sepiidae.
AUGCCUAGUAUCUAUCUAUCUAUCUAUCUAUCUAUCUAUCUAUCUAUCUAUCUAUCUAUCUAUCUAUCUCUCGCAGUAUCGAUGCUAAUACUACAAAUGCUUUAUAUUCAAUACUGCGAUUUCUACACCCAUAAUUGUUGCCAAAUUUACAUCUAUCUAUCUAUCUAUCUAUCUAUCUAUCUAUCUAUCUAUCUAUCUAUCUAUCUAUCUAUAAUAAUCGAUCAUUAUUUUCCGAACAAUAUAACAUCUAUCUAUCUAUCUAUCUAUCUAUCUAUCUAUCUAUCUAUCUAUCUAUCUAUGUUCAUAUUUAUUAUGCAUAAUGACACAGAAAAGAAUAAUCGAUCAUUAUUUUCCGAACAACAUAACAUCUAUCUAUCUAUCUAUCUAUCUAUCUAUCUAUCUAUCUAUCUAUCUAUCUAUCUAUCUAUCUAUGUUCAUAUCUAUUAUGCUUAA